Molecule: messenger RNA, 689 nt
Organism: Fukomys damarensis (Damara mole-rat)
Lineage: Eukaryota; Metazoa; Chordata; Mammalia; Rodentia; Bathyergidae
Gene: Lin7b
Product: lin-7 homolog B, crumbs cell polarity complex component
Exons: 4
Coding region: 98-613 (171 amino acids)
Biological process (GO): protein localization to basolateral plasma membrane; maintenance of epithelial cell apical/basal polarity; neurotransmitter secretion
Cellular component (GO): basolateral plasma membrane; MPP7-DLG1-LIN7 complex; cell-cell junction
Molecular function (GO): L27 domain binding
Source: RefSeq, a predicted model, not a curated record
CGCUGGGGCGGGGCGAACCCUUGGGUGACGGGGGAGAGGGGGUCCGGAGGCCACAGUGGCGACUGUGUCUGAGAGAGGAGGAAGCUGGCGGCUCCUGAUGCUGCUGCGUCCUCCGCAGGUGUAUGAGCAGCUCUAUGACACUCUGGAGAUCACAGGCAGUGCUGAGAUCCGGGCUCAUGCCACCGCCAAGGCCACAGUGGCUGCCUUCACGGCCAGUGAGGGCCACGCACAUCCCAGGGUGGUGGAGCUGCCCAAGACGGACGAGGGCCUGGGUUUCAACAUCAUGGGUGGCAAAGAGCAGAACUCACCCAUCUACAUCUCACGCGUCAUCCCCGGAGGCGUGGCUGACCGUCACGGAGGCCUCAAACGUGGGGACCAGCUGCUGUCAGUCAACGGUGUGCCAGCUGUGGUCCGGCCUGCCCUGCAGAGCGUGGAGGGCGAGCAGCACGAGAAGGCAGUGGAGCUGCUGAAGGCGGCCCAGGGCUCGGUGAAGCUGGUGGUGCGGUACACGCCCCGCGUGCUGGAGGAGAUGGAGGCCCGCUUUGAGAAGAUGCGCUCUGCCCGCCGGCGCCAGCAGCACCAGAGCUACUCGUCCUUGGAGUCUCGAGGCUGAAACCACAGAUAUGGACCCUCACCUUUCCCCUGUACAGUAUUUAUUGUCACUGGCUCCUUAUUUAAAGAUCUUUGAU